Ricinus communis (castor bean) is the source of this 1249-nucleotide messenger RNA. Its product is annotated as expansin-A15. Gene Ontology annotation, cellular component: extracellular region. NCBI's taxonomy places the organism in Eukaryota, Viridiplantae, Streptophyta, Magnoliopsida, Malpighiales, Euphorbiaceae. The coding region runs from base 157 to 882 and encodes 241 amino acids. Gene Ontology annotation, biological process: plant-type cell wall organization. The transcript is spliced from 4 exons. The record is from RefSeq and is a predicted model, not a curated record.
UAAAAGAAAGACCGCUGAACAGUUGCAUGGUCCCAAUGGCCUACAGCUUGUCAGGUUGUCAGUCAGGUUUGAUGUUGACUGACUUCUAUUUAUUCCCUUCAAUCUCUUCCCUCCCUCUUCAUUUCCCACAAAGCAAUUCCUUUCAAGGGGGGAAAAAUGGCUCUUUUGGGGUUUCUUCUAGUUGGGUUUCUCUCUAUCGUCUCAUCUGUUCAUGGGUAUUAUGGAGGCUGGAUUAACGCUCAUGCAACUUUCUAUGGUGGCGGUGAUGCUUCUGGCACAAUGGGUGGAGCUUGUGGCUACGGGAACCUGUACAGUCAGGGCUAUGGAAUUAACACAGCAGCAUUAAGUACUGCACUGUUUGACAAUGGCUUGAGCUGUGGAGCUUGCUUUGAGCUAAGGUGUGUGAAUGAUCCACAGUGGUGCUUGCCCGGCACCAUCACAGUCACCGCUACCAACUUCUGCCCACCAGGAGGCUGGUGUGACCCUCCUAACCAUCACUUUGAUCUCUCUCAACCUAUCUUUGAACACAUUGCCCAAUACAGAGCUGGUAUCGUCCCAGUGGCUUACAGAAGGGUAAGGUGCAAGAGAAGUGGAGGAAUUAGGUUCGCCAUUAAUGGCCAUUCCUACUUCAAUUUAGUUCUAAUAACAAAUGUAGGUGGAGCCGGUGAUGUGCAUGCAGUAUCCAUAAAGGGUUCGAGAACAAGAUGGCAAGCAAUGUCGAGAAACUGGGGUCAGAACUGGCAAAGUAACUCUUACCUUAAUGGACAGAGUCUCUCUUUUCUAGUUACUGCUAGUGAUGGCCGCAGCGUGCUAUCUUACAAUGUUGCCCCUGCUGGUUGGUCCUUUGGCCAGACAUACACUGGAAGGCAAUUUCGCUAUUAGAAAAAUUGAGGCCUAUAUAUAUAUAUCAUGGCCACUUGAGAUGGUACGAUGGCAAGACUAUGGAUUAAAUAACUACUGAUUAUGAUUAAAUCAAUGUUUGGUAAAUAGGGUAUAGUUAGAAGAAUUUUACAUGCUCUGCACUUAAAAAAUUUUACUGGGUCAAUCUUUGUUAAUUUUGCAGUUAAUAAUGCUUAUGUUGGCAUUGGAUUGAAGCCUCAAGGCUUAAAUAUUUAUUAACUGCUACAGAAGGAAAAGACGAGAGAGAGAGAGAGAGAGAGAGAGAGAGAGAGAGAGAGAGAGCUUGUAAAAUCAGUUUGAUUGUUGCUAUUUACAUCAAAUUAUAUAAACACGAAUGGUUUUGUGAGAA